AUGACGGUUUUCGUGGAGAUUUGGAUUCAAGCAAUCACGUCCAUUGAUGAGCUUACCAACGAUUUCGAAAUGGACAUUUAUAUCACUGAAAAGUGGCUCGAUCCUGCGUUGAAUUUCCAGCGUAUGUCACCAUGCAAAGGAAAUCUCUCACUGAAUCAUCAGGUGCUCGACCGUUUAUGGACACCAAACAGUUGUUUUAUCAAUAGUAAAGUUGCUCAAAUACAUGAUUCACCUUUCAGAAGUGUUUUUCUUAUGUUAUUUCCAAAUGGUACCGUAAUGGUCAACUAUCGUGUACGGGUUAAAGGACCAUGCUCAUUGGAACUUAGCAAUUUUCCAUUAGAUCUUCAAACAUGCGGAUUAAUCUACGAGAGUUUCAACUACAACAAUCAAGAGGUUCGUAUGCGAUGGUCAACGAUAGACGAGCCAGUCCAGCCGAUGGCUCAAAUCGUCCUGCCAGACUUUGACCUCUUCAAAAUCAAAGCCGUUCGAAAAGAAGAGCCAUAUCCAGCUGGAAUGUGGGACGAAUUACAUGUGAUGAUUAUGUUUGAACGACGAUUUGUAUGGUAUUUCAUGCAGGCUUAUUUGCCAACAUAUCUCACUAUUUUUAUUAGCUGGAUAUCAUUCGCGUUGGGACCUCGAGCCAUUCCGGCACGUACCAUGCUUGGGGUCAACGCCCUGCUUGCGAUGAUCUUUCAGUUCGGAAAUAUCAUGCGAAAUCUGCCAAGAGUGUCCUAUAUAAAAAGCCAUAGGGUUAAAGAGAUCUUUUUCGUGGUAAAAGCUUGA
Messenger RNA from Cooperia oncophora, 783 nucleotides. The record is from the annotation of a GenBank genome assembly. NCBI's taxonomy places the organism in Eukaryota, Metazoa, Nematoda, Chromadorea, Rhabditida, Trichostrongylidae.